Molecule: messenger RNA, 1659 nt
Organism: Chlorocebus sabaeus (green monkey)
Lineage: Eukaryota; Metazoa; Chordata; Mammalia; Primates; Cercopithecidae
Gene: ITPA
Product: inosine triphosphatase
Biological process (GO): nucleoside triphosphate catabolic process
Cellular component (GO): cytoplasm
Molecular function (GO): nucleoside triphosphate diphosphatase activity
Source: RefSeq, a predicted model, not a curated record
AUGGAUUUGAGAGGCUGAAGGGAUAAGGAAGUGAGGGAGUCUAGAUACUGAGCUCUCAAGCCUAGGUGUGAAACCGGGUGAGAAGUUUGGGCUUGUUUUAGGCUAUGCCGAGUUUAAGUUCACGGUCUGGGGGAUCAGAGCUGGUGGGUAAGGCUGAAGGUGAGAGCAGGAUGAGGGUUUGGAAGCCCUUGCCUAGAAGGAGGCAGUUUUUUGAGACAGCGUAGGGCAGCGCAAACCUCCAGGAUCACAGGGCUGCAGUCUUCUCCUUUCGGAGACCCCAUUGCAGAGAAGAGCGAAACCAGGGGCGGGGUGGGGAUGGUAGUGGUCUCUUCCAGUUCUUGAAGAGAACGUCCCGUAGGCAGGAGGGACGGGUCUUGGAGCACUCAAUCUCCAGGCUUGGGAGGCCCCCAGCAAUUCGAACGCGGAGGGCUAUGCCGCCACCGCGAGCCCAGUCGCCCGAUACGCGCCUUGGGGUCCGGGUCCCCUGGCCGGAAACUGAGCCGUUUACUUCCGCCACCAGCCGGAAGUUUUCUGUCGUCACUGGACACCAAGGAGUUUUCGGUGGCUCAGCUGGGUAACCGGGGCUCACCAUGGCGGCCUCAUUGGUGGGGAAGAAGAUCGUGUUUGUCACGGGGAACGCCAAGAAGCUGGAGGAGGUCAUUCAGAUUCUAGGAGAUAAGUUUCCAUGCACUUUGGUGGCACAGAAAAUUGACCUGCCGGAGUACCAGGGGGAGCCGGAUGAGAUUUCCAUACAGAAAUGUCAGGAGGCAGCUCGCCAGGUACAGGGGCCUGUGCUGGUUGAAGACACCUGUCUGUGCUACAACGCCCUUGGAGGGCUCCCCGGCCCCUACAUAAAGUGGUUUCUGGAGAAGUUAAAGCCUGAAGAGGUGAAGUCUCACUAUGUUGCCCUGGCUGGUCUCAAACUCCUGAGCUCAAGUGACCCACCCACCUUGGCCUCCCAAAGUGUUGGGAUUACAGGUCUCCACCAGCUCCUGGCUGGGUUCGAGGACAAGUCAGCCUACGCGCUCUGCACGUUUGCACUCAGCACCGGGGACCCAAGCCAGCCCGUGCGCCUGUUCAGGGGCCGGACUUCGGGCCAGAUCGUGGCACCCAGAGGCUGCCGGGACUUUGGCUGGGACCCCUGCUUUCAGCCUGAUGGAUAUGAGCAGACGUACGCAGAGAUGCCUAAGGCGGAGAAGAACGCCGUCUCCCAUCGCUUCCAGGCCCUGCUGGAGCUGCAGGAGUACUUUGGCAGCUUGACUUCUGCGGCUGGGGGAGGCCUUUCAGGCCAGGGAUCUGGGGAGGGCUAGCCUGAAACCUCCUGCAUCAGGCAGGCACCCCUGGAAGUACUUCCUUUAGGGUUUCCCCUUCCUGGGGGUGUCAAGUAGCCUCACCAGCCUGUCUGGAGGAGCAGAUGGCUCUGCUCUGAGAAACUCUGGGCAAGUGGAUGCCAUUCUCUUGCCCUUAGGAUUCACUGCUCUCUCCUACAACCUCCAGGCCUGGGAUCCUGAAAGGACCUUGGGUGGUAAAGCUGGACUUGGUGGGAGUGAGGGCUUGGGGAGGAACCAUGCAAAUCACCUCCCAUGUUUUUUAAAUGCAAUAAAUAACACUUCUGGAUGAGACUUGUUUCCAAAAUAAACCAGCUAUAUCUGUUUUGAA